This is a messenger RNA of Vicia villosa (hairy vetch), 1413 nucleotides long. Its product is annotated as photosynthetic NDH subunit of subcomplex B 2, chloroplastic. The record is from RefSeq and is a predicted model, not a curated record. Gene Ontology annotation, molecular function: carbohydrate binding; catalytic activity. Gene Ontology annotation, biological process: carbohydrate metabolic process. NCBI's taxonomy places the organism in Eukaryota, Viridiplantae, Streptophyta, Magnoliopsida, Fabales, Fabaceae. The transcript is spliced from 3 exons. Bases 181 to 1248 code for a protein of 355 amino acids.
UUCAAUAGUAAGCCAUGAGUUCAAAGCAAACAUGUCCUUCCACACAUAAUCAAUCACAUGAAACUCCUUUGAGUAACCAAAAUUCAACCAAAAAGUGUUGUGUUUGAAUUAGCAUUAGCAUGCUCAUAAUCUGCUUCUGUAGAAUCUCUUAAAAAGCACCUUACAAUUUGCUUAUUCUCAAUGGCUUCUUUUCUUUCCUUAUCUCUUCCCAAACUAAACUUAAUAAAAGCCUCUUCAGCUACUACAACUUCAACACCUCUUUCAACUCCCGAGGCACUCAAUGAGAAAUUUGGAAGAAAAGGAAUCAAAUUCUCGGAGUCCAAUAGCAUUCCCAUUGUUGAGUUGACAGUUAGAAAUGGAAGCUCUUUGAGCCUAAGAUUACCUGAUGCUCAUGUAACAUCUUACAAACCAAAAGUGUUUUGGAAAGACGAUGGAUUCGAGGAAUUUCUUUACACAAUUCCUGCUACUGAAACAGGUCUUUAUAAAGCUAAAGGUGGAAUUGGUUUGGUCUUGAAUGAAGUGUUACAACCUGGUGCAAAAGAGUUGCUUCCUUCUACGCUAGAAUGGACCGUAAAAGAUGUUGAUUAUGAUGCCAUUGAUGCUCUCCAGGUUGAAUUGAUAAGCACAAAUAAAUUUUUUGACAUGACCUAUAUUGUGUCGCUCUAUCCUGUGAGUAUGGCAACAGCGGUUAUAGUUAAGAACAAAGCUCCGAAGCCCGUUACUCUAACGAAUGCUAUACUAAGCCAUUUUCAAUUUAAGAGAAGAGGUGGUGCUGCUAUUAAAGGUCUUCAAGCUUGCUCAUACUGCACACAUCCUCCUCUUGCUUCGCCUUUUCAAAUCUUGAGUCCGUCGGAAGCAAUGAAAUCUGAGCCUACUAGAUUCAUUUCAUUUGGUGCCGAGCCUGAAUUGAAGCCUGGUUCAUGGACUCAACAGGGUGUUCCUAAUACUCUCCUUGAGAAUAAGAUGAGUAGAGUUUUUGCUGCACCUCCAGAAGAAAGAUCAAAGGCGUUUUAUAACACACCACCUUCAAAAUAUGAAAUCAUUGACCAGGGACGUGAGAUUUUCUACAGGGUGAUAAGAAUGGGAUUUGAGGAUACUUAUGUUUCAAGUCCUGGUUCGAUGUCAGAGAAAUAUGGAAAGGACUAUUUUGUAUGCACUGGUCCUGCUUCAAUGUUGGUGCCUGUGACUGUGAAUCCUGGUGAAGAAUGGAGAGGAGCACAAGUUAUUGAGCAUGAUAAUCUCUCAUAAUCACAUAAAUUAACAAAUAUUAGUUUACAUGAUUUUUGAAACAUUUCCUUUCCUAUCUCCCUUUGUUUCUCUCUGCAUUGUUCUUCCUAUGUAUAUUUGUUUAGUUGAUUUAUGUCCCUAUAGUACACUACUAUCAAUAAAAUAUAUUACAUAAUCUUUGCAGAA